Molecule: messenger RNA, 750 nt
Organism: Elaeis guineensis (African oil palm)
Lineage: Eukaryota; Viridiplantae; Streptophyta; Magnoliopsida; Arecales; Arecaceae
Source: RefSeq, a predicted model, not a curated record
AUGGCUGACGUACUUCUCUCAGCCUUGCUACCGGUGGUGAUGGAGAAGGUAACAGACUCUGUUCUCCAACGGUUUGGAGUUAUGUGGGGCAUCCAUGACAAGCUCAAAAAGCUGGAAAGAAUGCUGUCGGCAAUCCAUAACACACUUGAAGAUGCAGAGGAGCGGCAAGUCAGGGAUCCUGCUGUGAAGAGGUGGUUGGAAGCACUGAAGGAUGAAGCCUACGAAGCAGACGACAUACUGGAUGAAUUCGAAGUGGAAGCAAUGCGGCGGAAGGCAGAGAUUCAAGUCGAUAUGACGAGAAAGGUGCGCAGCUUCUUUUCUUUUCAUAAUCCAGUUUGGUUUCGUUUUAAGAUGGGGCGACAGUUGAACGAUAUUGUUGAGAAAAUAGAGAAAAUCAUAGAUGAGGGAAAUCAAUUUGGUUUCACGGUCAAACCACCACCACAAAACAGGGAUAGGCCACAGACCCACUCCUAUGUUGAUGAGUCAAAUGUCAUUGGAAGGGAGGAAGAUAGAGAAAAAAUAGUGAAGUUGUUACUUGAUCAUAAUCACAACCAGAAUGUUGCAGUCCUUUGCAUAGUUGGUAUAGGGGGUCUGGGUAAGACCACACUGGCCCAAUUGAUUUACAAAGAUGAGAGGGUGAAGGAGCAUUUCCAGCUGCUUAUGUGGGUCUGUGUGUCGGAUGAUCUCGAUGUUGCAAAUCACAUUCAAAAAAAAAAGAGUACGAUGUUGCAAAAGUUGCUCGAAAAAUAA